This is a messenger RNA of Acanthaster planci (crown-of-thorns starfish), 6554 nucleotides long. RefSeq lists its product as uncharacterized. The record is from RefSeq and is a predicted model, not a curated record. NCBI's taxonomy places the organism in Eukaryota, Metazoa, Echinodermata, Asteroidea, Valvatida, Acanthasteridae.
CAUUACCUUAAACAUAUCACAGUAAACAAUGUACAUGACCCAGCCUGUAGCUUUUCCGUUGGUCGCUGGAACAAAAAUAUAAGUUUGCUGAUUACGAAAAAAGACAGUACGUACAUCAGAAUUCCACAAAGAAUAGCAUUUGAAACAAUCCAUUUCAUGGCAAAAUGGAAGAUGCAUUUGGUGUUUGUUGAAGACUUUAGAGAUUGGUGAUUUCACGGUCCAAGCUUGCAGUUUUGUAAAGAAAUUUCUGGACGUACGUAGCAUUUCAUCCAAAAGGUGCUGAAAAAAAAUUUCUACCGCCUUUUGUAUUCUCACCAGCACGAUGGAGUAUUACUUCUAUGUAAUUUUGAUUUUUGCCAUUGUCCUGAAGCUGACGGUGUACCUGUGCUGGUACCAGGUCAAACGAAGUUCAGCAACUCGCGAAGUGCGUAUCAUCAUGCCUGAUGGUACCACUCGUUGCGCUGUUAUCUCGGCACGGGGGUGGGUGAACCAAUCGCCACGAUCAGAGGAAAGACAGAAUUUACCACAAGCGGAGUCUCUGGCUGCGCACGACAAUCAAGGGAUGGUGGAGUGCCCCGUGCAGCCUCGGUAUGGGGAUGCCCUUAACCCGCAGGGGCAGUUGACUGGACCCCCGGAGUACAGCAGCCAAGAAUGGAAACUUCCCAAGUACGAGGAGGUGACGGGAAUGCCCCCGCCGUACACCAUGGCAGAGCCAGAAGCAACCAGUGCUGUCCAGCCAGUUGACUCCAUUCAUCCAGUACAGGCCCAGAUUUCCGGCCCACCACCGGCUUAUCCAGGAAACACUUCCUUCCCUGCUUCCGCGUACUCUGAGCCCUCUGUUAACGAAUCCUCUUCAUUUCCACCCCAGCCACCCACGGCAUCACCAGUGGAUCUUGCCACAUUAUCCAGCGGCCCCCACAUUACUGUGCCGCAAUCUACCAUUCCAAGUACUGGACAUCAAAGUUAGGUUUGUCCCUUAAAUACAAGUUUUUGUCUGUCUUUUCAUUCUUUUUUUAUAAAUGGUGGGUACUGAAUACAGAUUUAGGGUUUCUGAACAACUCAAUUUUUUAAUAGUAUGUUUAAGUUCACUUUCAACUUCUGACUUGUCUCAGUUUGCAUGUGAUGAGAGUGUUCAAAGGAAAAAGUACAACUUACGUUGACAAUAAGUCAUUGCCUUCUUCGUUCAAGCUCCUGAUCGUGGAGCUCUUGGUUAUCGGUCACUGUUUCUCUCUCUACUUCAAAAUUUUAUAAACCAUGAGGAUAGCACUGCUUCUUACCAUGCGGCUGUAUCUACUGUUUGAGCAAGGACUCCCUCACCAACCAGGAAAAAAAGUGGCUUGGGUGAGACUUCAGCACCACUGGUGCCGGCUGCCUGUGCACCUGGUGGACACAUGACAAAGCUAUAGAUUUACAAAAAGGUAUCAAGAACGCAUUGGACAAAACAAUUCUAAAAAAUGAAUAUUUCUUUUUUUUCAAGUGCUGGAUGUUGAAUAUUUAAGAGAAAUUUCCCCUGGCACAGAAUUUGGUGACAUAAAAACCUUGCCAGGAAUCACCAGCUACAGUAAACUCCGGCUAAGUCAGCACCCUUGGGACCCCGAAAAUUGUGACAACUUACACGGAGGGCGACUUUACUGUAAGUCCCCAUUUUGCCGACUUACAUGAAAUGGUGACCAGUGCAUACAUCUAUGUACAUGCUGCAAAGGGGAAAAAAUGUGCACUAAAAGUUUAAAACCUUCAAAUUUCACGAAAGUGGAAAAUACCUACACAUGAAGGGGUUUGUAGUUCUGUAGUACUGUGAACUAACUCAUUCGCUGAAUCUCUUUUGAAGAUGUACUUUGUAUGGGGGGAUGUUAAUUUUAAUUACAGGUUUUUCAAUUCGGGUUGUCACGGGAAUUGUUGGUUCCGGGCCAUUCCAUGCCGUUCUUGCUAUUUUUGGCAGUAGGAACCAAUGUGCCAUACAUGCGUCAUCAAGUCUCUUACACUAACCCACACUGCGCUCGCAAUGCAACUUGUCUCAUGCUGGGGCUGCGGGAAAGUAGAAAUUAUCAAUUUUGACUCCCCACGCCCUCAUAUUAUAUACAGAUAUUUUUUGCGGGAAAUACAUGCAAUUUUUACAUGGCAUGUACAUGUGAUAUACUCUAAAUGUACACAUGCUGGCAGGGAAAGGUGUGGAUCCGUGCAUGACAGCAGUGGCACACAAUGCCGGGCUGGGUCAUGUUCUUACUGUGGAAUGCUACAUAAACACGGAUGUGCCAAUCACGGAAUGUGGGGAGACCCCCAAGUGAUUUUGCAAGGCCCCUCUUUCCAUAUCUAAAAGAAAAAAAAUUUGCGUGGGAGAAAAAAAAAUACACAUGGGAGAAGCAUUGUUAUUUUUUGCGGGGCCCAAGAAUGAAGGGGCUAAGAGUUCACUCCUGGCUUUUUCACAGCCACAAAAGAAUUUUGACAGCAUAUUAUCAAAACAUUACGGAAAAGGAAUAUAUAUAUGAAUAAAACCAUGCCCAUUAUAAAAGACUGUCCAUGCUGUAUGCGAAAGAAUCUGACUUUGUAGGGAGCCAUUGGAGUGGUUAAAAAUACAGCAAUUUCAAAGUGAAAUUACGGGGGACGACUUGUAACUUAGCACUUUAUUACUGAGUAACAUGAGAAAAAAAGUUGAAUUUAAAACGAUUUUAAACCUGUAGGUAAAAGGAAUUAUUACUUUUCAUCUACAUGUGUAUUUCCUGAAGUAUAACAUUUCUGAAUUCCCUGUAUCAAAGAGUGGUGAAUUUCCAUUUGUUUUCACUGAGUACAUAUUUCUAAAAGUACAUGUAGUCCUUAGUCUUACUUUCGGACUCUAUGGAAUGGUGUUUAGCAGGCACUUAUGUUGCCAGGAGGAAAGCAGCACAUUGCUUUCAUUUUGAACAGGGUCAGCGUUGAUGUAUUCAUAACUAAAGCUUCCCUCAGCUGUAUGCACACUGAUGGCAAAGGUUUCGCUUUCAUUAGAGGCUUGUUAAAACAGUAUGAUACAAAACAAAGAUGCGUGAUUCGUGUCAGCUGAAGACAAUAACUAGCUUUAUGAUGGAAAGUGAAAGUAUGAUUAUUUGUCUAUGAAUUGUGAUUUCUUAAUUAAUGUUGGACUGCACUGUAUGCUACUGUUGAAAUGCAGUCUGGGUUGUAAAAUUAUCAGCUUUUUAAUACAUGAAGUACCCGGUACCCAGAAUUUGUUUUUUUAUAAGUUUUAUUUCACUGGUAAUCCAAUAAAUAGCACAGAAAUGUGACUAUACUGUUCCCAUUGGUAGGUGAAGCAUAUAUCAAUGAAAGUGUUUCAGUAAUUGCUACUGUAGAGAUACUUUGAAUUUGUUAUUAAAGCACAUGUAUUGGCUCUGUUCUCUGGCAGGUUGUGAAGCAUUUUAGGAUGGGCGUGUGUAAAUAUAGGUUGCACGUCAUGUAGAGAAUGGAGGUGCUGAACCAUGGUCAAUUUGGAUCUAUAGUUGCACCACAACUAACCCUCAGCUUCCUAAGAUUCCAGAUUCUUUAAAAUCCAAAUAUGUACAUGCACCAGUACAUGGUAGGUUUGAAGGACUUUGAAGAAUUUAGGAAGAGGGAGCCUGCCAUGUGUUCCCUUACUUGGGACUUGAUGCCCUCCGAUAAGUUUAAAUACAGAGCUUGUGACGUGGGGCUUCUGCACAGCUGAUGAUUUUGAAGGUUUCGGGAAUUACCCUAGUGAAAUAUCUGGGGUUAGAGCUAAGAUAACUACAAUGUGAUAGAUGCUUUAUGAGUAAUGGAAGUUUUAGAGAGGUUUAAUAGUAAUACUGUUUUCUGUUUCAUUAGAAAAAGCUGUAAAAUUGUGGGUCAUGCUCAAAGGAAAGCACAGUUUCUUUUCAUACUACAUUGUACAUGUAGAAGGAAUUUUAAAAAAAAUUUUUUUCAGUUCACAUUUAAAUUUCCAAUGAUGUGUAUUUGUGUUUGCCAGCCUGUUGAGUAUACGUAGAUAUCACAAUGCCCCACUGUAAUAUAUUGUAGAAUACAAGUGAUGACUGUUCGUAUGCGCAGUGGUAAGAACAGUUUCAUGAAAGAAAAGAUGGAAUACAUGUGUUCCAUUCCGUGAGAUGAAAGCUGAGCGGAAUAGUACAUUUCUGUCUGUCAAGAAAUGAAUCUUUUCUUACGAUCACACCAUAUUAAUAUGAAACACCCAUCAGUUUAAUGAAAUGCCUGCAUACGUCCCAAAACCUCCGGCAUCACUUGAAUAAAUCUUGCAAAAAUCCCUGCUGGAACAAAUGCGUUGUAACUGACCUACAAUGGGUGAGCUUAGAAAUUUCUAUUGACAGUACAAUAGAACGUCCCAUUUACUGCACAAUGGAAUUUUUGCCUGUGCAUAUGGAUGGAAAAGUCAGUGACGUGAUUGACAAUCCGCCAAUCAGAUGAUGGGGAUUUAUUCUGGUAUUGUAUAAAAUAAGCAAAUAUCCACGGAGAAAAGGCGUCUUUUGGGGUUAGAAUUUAAUUAUUAAGCAUUACUUGGAAACUCCACAUCUGCAUGUAGAUGCAGUUAAUAAUAAUGGCGACAAAUUAUGUGACCAUAUUUGAAAGACAUAGUGCCUACUUUGAAUAUUCAAUUUACUGGAACCAAAGGUAGCAAUCGACAUUGUAGGCUGACCAUUCCUCAGCAAAUAGAAACCAUUGUACAUGAAAAACGGUGUAUUUUUAUGAAUUCAUGUUCUACCAUUUAUGACCGAAGUUACAGGUGUAUUUUCAGACCAUGAUAACCAUGCAUAUUUUUAGUGUAUAUAUAUGAUAGUCAUUUGUAUUAUGUACAUAUUUGUCAGUCACCCAUUAUAAUCAUCUCAUCUAAUGAAAUCAAAGCAGUGAUGUAUCCUGAUCUUAGAUAAGGGGACUGUGGUCGGAGAUGGGGCCAAAAUAGAAUUUUUUUUCUUAAAAUGACUCCAAAAUUUUUAUCCAUGUUUGUUUUAUUUUUUGCAAUCCUUAUGACUCCCUACCUCCAAAAAGUGGUAGUGCUGUCUCUAAUAUGUUGGUGUUGUGAGUUCCUUAAAAAAAAAUGGCAAUAUGUCUCCAAAGGGCCAUGAUACUUGCCCUCCUAUUCCCCGCUGGAUAUGUCAUUGAAACCAAGGCAGUGAUAAAGCUACUCGGUGGAAGGUAAGCUGUGUAUUAAAGCGGAUUCAUUAUGGGGAAGUUAAGAAGUGGAAAGGCAAAUGGAAAUGAACCCAAAAGAUAUCACUUCCAUGGUACUCUGUUUCACUUCUGAAAUAAAAAAGCACUGUACAUGCACGUUUUUCUUUCCUUGGCAUGCAUGCAGAGACGUGGAUUAGUGAUCCCCUAUUCUCGUACAUGCUGUCCAGCCUAUGUAGGCUGGUGAAAUAUACAUUGUAAAACCGGAAAGGCUUAGGUGUUGCUAGUUGCAUACAGAUCUCAAAGUACGUACAUAUGUAUCCAAAGUCAGGGGACUAGACACUGGCACUGCUGCAAAAUAACUUCUUUGCAAUUCAUUACAUAUGUGUACACAUUAAUUGCCAUUUACAAAUACAUCGUCGCACAUCUGAUGAAUCAGCGAAUCGACCAUUUCGGUGAUCUGCAGAUUUUGUCUCACGAACUGAAGAAUAGGUUUGACAGCAGUAUUCAAACAAAGUAUUGCUCACAGAGCCAGAAAUACAAAUUAGGAAAUGAUUUCAGAGACCUCUUUUGUAUCUUUUAUAGACAGAGAUCAAAAGAGGGUUGAAUUAAAUAUCUAAAAUGAGCACACAAUAACUGCUUAACUUAAAACAUGUUUUUCUCGAAAACGGUGGUAACUUGUUUUCGUCGGUUCGUCAGAUAUGCGACGACAUGUAUGUCAAUCACAGUGCUUUUAACAUGUACUGCGUUCAUCAUGUAUAUUGGAAGGUCUUAUCUGAGCACACGCCCCAAGCUUAUCGAUGUUAUUUUCUGUGUUGCUGCCGGUUUCUGUAUUAUUGUGUAAUAGUAUUAAUCAUAGCUCUGUAAGAAAUCUUUAAGAUUGCUUUUGAAUUCAGUACAUAAAAUAGUUGGAAAACAUUUCAAAAAUAGUUUGGAGCAGUACAUGCAUGAUAAUGAUGCCUUAUAUUUUUGGCCAAAUAACUUGACCUGGAUGUAGCAUGCAGUUCGUGUCUGGUGCGGGCUGUUUUUACCGGUCAGACUGAAUUCCUGUUCUAACCAUAUAUCUCCGUCAUCAUCUGUCUGUACAUGAGUAUACAUGUAAUGUUCUGGCUUCAAACUGUCCAGCUCUUAAGAGAUUUUAUCUGUUUGUGGGUUUUAAACAAUGCAACUGUUCAGACUUCAUCUGAUGCAUGUGGGAGGUGUAAAUAUUUAUUCAGUCCAUGUACAUGUAUAUCCACAAAUGUCAUAUCUAGUAAAAUGUGCUGUUUAAUGCUUGUCAAGUAAUCUUUUCAGCAAUUUAUGAAGCAUUGUUAGUCAUACUGUUGGAGACUCUGAACACAAUCAUUGAAGAAUUUGGACUUGGCCGUUACUAGCCAUGAGUGCAGUGUUACCGCUGUCAGAGUCUGCUGAAGUCUAACCACAUAAAUAAAUUGCGUCAUUUUACAGAUAAAGGA